UGUCUUCCGCUGGGCGGGAGGGCCCCUUUCUCUUCCUGCCGGCCUGGGGCUGUUCGAUACAAAGCCGCUGAGGCUGGUACGAAGUGCAGCGGGCGGCCUGGGCCAUCCGUACCUGCUGUGCUGCUGCUGAGCUGCGCGUGGUGUCAGCAGGUGCCUUUGCACAGCGGAGAGGGAGCUGGAGUUGGCCAAUUCAGGCUGUCACCGGAAUUUGAGUCUACCCAGAAACGUGCCUGUAGGAAGGAGCGUUAAGCAAUGGCUCGGUCUAGUCUCCGCAUUACAUUCCCGAACGAAACCUGCGCCCUCAGCGUGCUGCUGGCGAAUGCCGUCAAAAUUACAGCUUCUUCUCUCCAUUUGCAUGCACACUGGAAUAGUGGCUGGUUUAACCAUUGCAAGAGUUAAACCAACCUCCCACAAACAUGGCAGACGAGGACCUUAUUUUUCGCAUGGAAGGUAUUGAUAAUGCUAGAUCAGCUAAAGUGAACUCUGGAAAUUAUCCUGAUGCUGAUAGUGAUGACGAAGACAAUUAUUACAUCUGUCCAAUAACUGAUGAUCCGGUUUCUAACAAGUCUUCCAGUAUCAAAGUUGACAAUUAUUAUAGCAACUUAGCAAAAACUGAACAGUACAGUUCAAGCUCUUCACCUAGCAACUCGUUCCACUUUAAGGAAACCUGGAAACAUGCUAUUCAGAAAGCUAAACACAUGCCCGAUCCCUGGGCGGAAUUUCAUCUUGAGGACAUUGAGACAGAAUACGCCACUCGUUACAGGUACAACGCAGUUACUGGGGACUGGGUUGAAGACGAAGUCCUCAUCAAGAUGGCUUCACAACCCUUUGGUCGCGGAGCGAUGCGGGAAUGUUUUAGAACGAAAAAGCUGUCCAACUUCUUACACACGCAGAACUGGAAAGGUGCCUAUAACUAUGUUGCCAAGCAAUACAUAGAGAGCGUAGGCAGGGAUGUGUAUUUUGAGGAUGUCCGACUUCAGAUGGAAGCAAAACUCUGGGGAGAAGAGUACAACCGGCACAAGCCACCAAAACAGGUGGAUAUAGUACAGAUCUGCAUUAUUGAAAUGAAGAACAGGCCUGGAAAGCCUCUCUUUCACCUGGAACAUUACAUAGAGGGAAAAUACAUCAAAUACAACUCCAAUUCUGGAUUUGUGCGAGAUGACAACAUUCGUCUUACGCCGCAAGCCUUUAGUCACUUCACCUUUGAGCGCUCAGGACACCAACUGAUUGUUGUUGACAUCCAGGGAGUCGGAGAUCUAUAUACAGACCCUCAGAUCCAUACGGAGAAUGGUACGGACUUUGGAGACGGCAACCUAGGUGUUCGAGGUAUGGCCUUGUUCUUUCAUUCCAACAAGAUUUGUAAAAGCAUGGGGCUUGCACCAUUUGAUCUCUCAUCCAAAGAGAGAGAUGCCUUGGAUUAUAAUAACACAUUGCUUAAAUCCGCUCAGACAAUUGUGCGCGGCACAGAGGAAAAAUGUGGAAGCAGCCGGGUGAGAACGAUCUCUGGUAGUCGGCCUCCUCUGCUUUUCCGCCUGUCUGAAAACUCUGGAGAUGAAAGCAUGAGCGACGUGGCGUUUGACUCUUUACCCUGCUCACCUUCCUCAGCAACACCUCACAGCCAAAAGAUGGACAUGCUUAAUUGGCCUGUGUUCAACGAAGUAGAUAACUUGGUUCACAAAGACUAUGAUCAGCUUGAUAAUCAAAGGGAUUUUGAAAAUGGUGGAGACAGUGGAUAUCCCAGUGAAAAGAGAAGUGAGCUAGAAGAUCUGGAUCAUAGAGAGAGGGGCCAUUCAAACAACAACCGAAGACAUGAACCCGAUGAAGACAGUUUGGGAAGCUCUGCAAGGGUCAGUGUGGAGAAAUGGAAUCUCUACAAUUCUUCCAGAGUCCACAUCCACAGACCAUCCUGUGUUGCUCAAGAAAUUCAGAGGCUCAAUGCAUUAGAACUUGAAAAGAAAAUUGGGAAGUCAAUCCUUGGGAAGGUUCAUUUGGCCAUGGUUCGCUACCACGAAGCUGGGCGUUUCUGUGAGAAAGACAAGGAGUGGGAUCAGGAGUCAGCUCUGUUUCACCUGGAGCAUGCUGCAGACUGUGGGGAGCUGGAAGCCAUUGUUGGGCUGGGACUCAUGUGCUGUCAGCUGCCCCAUCACAUUCUUUCUGAGGUCACCCUGGAGGACACAAAGGAGAACAGAAGAAAAGGAUUUGAUUACUUGCUGAGAGCAGCAGAAGCUGGAGACCGGCCUUCCAUGAUUCUGGUAGCGAGGGCGUAUGAUACAGGCGUAAAUCUUGGUUCAGGCAGAGCGCAGGAUUGGAAGGAGGCGCUGUACUGGUACAAUGCUGCACUGAACAUGACUGACUACGAUGAGGGAGGUGAAUAUGAUGGUACUCAGGACGAGCCCCGGUAUCUGCUCCUGGCCAGGGAAGCAGAGAUGUUAAUGACAGGAGGAUUUCACUUGAACAAGGAUCCACAGAAAUCGGGUGAGCUGUACACAGAAGCAGCAGAAGCAGCAACAGAAGCCAUGAAAGGCAGACUGGCAAAUCAGUACUACCAAAAAGCUGAAGAGGCUUGGGCAAUGAUGGAAGAAUGACAUUGCAAUUAUGCAGUUCUUGUAUAUAAAAUUUUUAUAGACUUACUACGUGUGCCGCUAAAAAGAUGUAUUUUUAUGUGCUGUUACCAGUUUGUGUUUUUCAUAUUUUAGUUUUCUAACUUUAUUUUGAGGGAAGAAAUCCAAAUAUAGGUAGUAUGUAGGGAACCAUAGUGUACUUUUACCUAUGUUUUAAAACUGUAAUGCCGGUAUAAUUGACCUUUUAUAUUUUUUUUUAACUGUUAGAACCGAGGGGCCCGAUUUGUUUGAGAAAAAUUAGACUAUGUCUGUUUACAUUGCACACGUCCAGCUUUUUACACAGCAAACGAUCAGUGUGUUCACAUUUCUCUUCUCCCUGCCUACAAGAUAAAAAUACAUUUUCCUACAUCCACAUCGUUUCUUCAUUCUUGGUGUAGCUCAAGUUUAGUUGUUGUCCUUUGCAUGUAAAUGUAUAUUUUCAAUUUAAGCAUGUAAAGCAUGCGACCGCUCAUAAGAAGUGGUCCCAUUCUGUCAAGCUAGUGUUCUUUGGUUCUGUUGAUAUUCUUCUCAAACCAAUUCUAGAUCUAAUCUUUACAAUUUGAAAAUAAAAAAAGUUGCUUCUAAUUGGCACCCUGGAUAUUCAGGGUGGGAUAUGUGUUUUAUUCAUCACCAGCAGUGCAUAUUUUUAUGAUCAGAACAUCACUAAUGGUUCUGAUGAGGUGAGGCAUCCAGCUACCCCUCUCAUUUCAACAUUUGUGCCAUAUAAUAGCCUAGUUGUAUAAAAUCAUAAUGAUUUUUUUGUCCAAUGAUGUACAGUAACAGGAUCUGUAACAUAUUCGUAGUAUGUAGUUAUUUUUACAGUGCCAUCUCAAUUUGCAGCAAAGCUGGAUCCUCUCACUUAAAAUGAGAAUUCACUUCCCACCAUUUCUAGAGGGACAUUUGAAAAGUCUAGAGAAUGUUUAUUCACCUGUUUCUGUGUAUAGAAAAUAAUUUAUCUAGUCUAAAUAAUUUCAUGUGUCUGAUCUGCUGUCUCAUGGUUCAGGAAGUCAUUUCACAUGAUACUGUUUGAUAGAUUUGAGCUGAUCAGUGAAGAAUAUACACAUAGCUUUACGAACUUCCAGAUUAUACCGGAUAACUUACUAAAUACUACCCUAUCGUACAAAGCUGAUUUUCUGUGGUAUUAGAGAUUCAUAUUCUGGAGUUUUGCACCUACGUUUUAGCAUCCUCUCUUACGGUUUACAACUAAAUUUCCUAAAAGACCUCUCCUCUUCACAAGAGACUGAGAAUUGUUGUAAAUGUCAGUUAGAAGAAAAGGCGCUUUUGCUGGUUACAAGGAGAAAACAUUAUUAUUCCCAAACACUUGAAUUUCUGUAUCCUGUUUACAUGCUCCUAAACCAGUAAUGGGAAGACAAAUACACCACGGUGGUUGAAUUAUCAUUACACAGAGAGAGCUUUCUUUCAAAUUCAGUAUUAUAUCCCAAAGCCCCAGCACCAUCUAUACAGGUGUUAGGGAAGCUGGCCCUAUUACUUGGUCUGGGUUAACGGUAGUGUUGUAGGAGAGGAAGAUUCAAUCUUUCUGCCUUCUUGGCCAUGCAGUGCCCUGAGGAUGUUAGACUGGUGUGAAUAAGGGGCAGCCGCUAUGGAGUGCUGAAUGAUUGUUAACGCUCACCAGCCUCAGUCUAGUAAAGCUAGAAAUAAGUAAGCUUAAAAUUAAGCAGACGGUUAGUGCAGUUGAUACCAGUGGGACCCUUUUUAUGCAUAUCCAGUUGGAAAACGCAGAAGCAGUCCAGGGAGCAGAAGUCAGUUCUCCCACUGACUUCCCCCUGUGACUGAUGCGGUCACUGGGCUCCAAAGGUGUGCACCCUAUUUUACUCUCUUUCUGGCAAGAGGAUCUUGAGUUACUUUUUCUAAUUGGUAGCCCGUCCUUACGGCAGUAACAACUGUCACUGCCUGAAAGAGGUAAUAGGCUGGUAAUUAAGGAAGUGAGAUGGAAAGAUUUGAACCCUUUCUACAAGAGAAGAAAAAUGAUCUUGGAUCUAACGCUUCUGGGUAGGUGCUUCAACCACUGGGGAGUUUUUGCAAUGAGUGGCCUUGCAGCUGCCAUGUCUUCUGGCUGUAUAACGGAGGGGACGAGGGGAAGAAAUGUUCAUAACUUCUUUUUCUGGGGAGGAGAGGAGCCUGUUCCGGAGAGGGUGUCAGAUACUAGGUGAAGCUUUUCACCCAUUAGGGAGGAAUGUCUGAUUUCUAGACCUCAACUGGGCUUAGGUAGAUAAUAAGCUAGGUACUAAAGUACUCAAAUUCUUUGGACCUAAGAUGCUGAAAUUGAACCGGAAUUUGUAGGAUCGCAACGUAUGUGAAUGCUUUAAGUGCCUAUCCACAGUUCUGUUUUUAGGUGCCUAACGCCUCUUUUGGAUGUGACCUUUUGCUCUUUCAAUUCAUAGCCCUAAAGUAGCAGCUUUCGAUGAAAGGUAAACGUGUCCUUCCUGCCCUUCCUCUCUGCAGACAGUUGAACAGUCAGAGGGUUUUGUGCAGGACUGAUACAGUGCAGGCACUAUAACACACCCAGACAAAGGAUUUGUUUUCCCUGUAAGGUGUUGACGCCAAGUCUUUGAGAUUUGCUUUAAGAAAGAAGCACGUGUGUUACAACCCUGCCAGCCUUGUAGGGAGGAGAGGAGAUUGAUUGUGUCCAUCCAAAAUGUGAGUAAAGGACUUUGAGUAUAAUUAUUGAAACUCUUUGACAAAGUUUAAUUUGCUAAGUUCUGUAGUUGCGAGAGUUGCUGACAGUUCUCUCUAGACCUGGUGUGUAAAUGCUUGGAAAAAUAUGAUUAAUAUUUUUAUUGUAAAUGUUACUUUUUUAAUGACGUAAACUGCCUUCUGUAGUAAGGUGGUAUCAUAUUUAGCUAUACGGUCAGUAGGAGUUUGAAUGAUUUAAAAACGAAACUGGUUUACAGAAAUAUGCGCAACUUAUUUUAUGACACUCUUGAAGAGAAUAUGUAUUUGACAGACUUUUGGAAUGAUAUUGCUAUAUGCUGUAUUUUUAAUCUAUUCACAAUGAACAAAUAAAAAUUAUAUUUUUAAAAAAUUUGAACAUAAAUUUGAGUCUCAGCCCUGCAAAACUUACCCAGAUGCAGCGUUCCUGGGGUAAGGACAGCGAGUUGGAAGCCUUGUUUGUGCGUCAGACGUGCGAGUACUGAUGGCUUGCACCACUUAAGUCAUGUCGUUCACUUCAUCUGGAUUCAUUCUGGCUGGUCAAUAAAGUUAUUUUUUGUCACUUU
Molecule: messenger RNA, 5836 nt
Organism: Struthio camelus australis
Lineage: Eukaryota; Metazoa; Chordata; Aves; Struthioniformes; Struthionidae
Gene: EEF2K
Product: eukaryotic elongation factor 2 kinase
Biological process (GO): protein phosphorylation; myosin II filament disassembly; response to differentiation-inducing factor 1
Molecular function (GO): calcium ion binding; calmodulin binding; elongation factor-2 kinase activity
Source: RefSeq, a predicted model, not a curated record